AUGGAAGUGCUCGCCUCUUUUGAGGUUUCUGGUGCAAACCAUCCGAUGAGGGUCUCCGCCGCCACCCGCCGAGUGCUCUCCUUCCUGCCCUCGACGAAAACGCUCGAGCUCCGGCUGGCCCACCAGCAGCGCCAGCAGCAGCCCCGCCUGCCCACGCACCCCAGCCGCCCCGCCGAGCCGCAGAAGCCCACCGACUUCCCACGGAACUCGCUCGCCCGCAGGGAAGACUCCGCCGCCAUCCGCCCCAUCCACAUCGACCGCAAUGCCCGCAUCCUGCCCGCCCGGCCGAUGUCCAAGAGCGAGAUCUGCGCCCAGAACCGCCUCCAGCCUCGCGAUCUGCGCAAGAUCGACUCGCGCAUCUCCAACGUCGUCCCCUCGAUCCUGGUCCGCGACGAAGCGAUCAUCUUCAACGUCCUCAACAUCCGCGCACUGAUCCGGGCGGACUCGAUCCUCAUCUUCGAAGACCCCACCUGCCCCGCCGCCCCCGCGCCCCCCUCCGCCGAGACCCACUACGCCGUCCGCUCCGCCUUCCUCCACAACCUGCUCAACAACCUCGUCGACCAUGGCCCGGCCGCCGCCGCCCCUGCCGAGCAAGCCACCGCGCUGCCCUACGAAUUCAGGGCGUUGGAGACCAUGCUGGGCGCGGUCGCCGCGGCCUUGGAGAGCGAGCUGGGCGUGCUCAAGACCCUCGUCUCCAGCCUCCUGGACGGCCUCGAGCAGAACAUCGAGCGCGAGAAGCUCAAGCAGCUGCUGCUCUAUUCGCGCCGUCUGUCCGCGUUCAACGGCCGCGCACUCCUCGUCCAGCGCUGUCUCGACGAGAUCCUCGAAAACGAGCAAGACAUGGCGAAUGCCUAUCUGAGCGAGAAGAUCCUGAAGAAAAGCCCCAGAGCGUGUCAUGACCACGAGGAGUUCGAGCAGCUGCUGGAGUCCUUCUCGAAGUACGUGGAAGAGAUCGUGCACGAGGGCACGUCGACACUGACCAACAUCAAGAGCACCGAAGAGAUCAUCGACCUGAUCCUCGACUCCAACCGCAACACGCUGCUCGCGCUCGACCUGAAAGUGUCGAUCGGGACGAUGGGGCUCGGCGUGGGGGCCCUGACCGCCGGCCUGUUCGGGAUGAACCUGCGCACCCACCUGGAGGCCCAUCCGUCGGCGUUCUAUGUGGUCACGGGGGCCACCUUGGCCGGCGUGGCGCUGACGAUCGGGGCGGGGUGGCGGCGGCUGUACCGGCUCCGCCGCGUCGGCCUCUCCUCCUCGCCCGCCGCUGCCGGCUCCCUACACCGCAUCUCCUGGGGGCCCCCCAAGCAUCUUCCCCCCGUCGCCCCCGCCCAUCCCUCGGCCGGAGCCGCACACAACGGCGGCAUCUUGGACUGGGACGUCCCCCGUAACUCGCCCUCUUCUCAUCAUUGA
Molecule: messenger RNA, 1410 nt
Organism: Puccinia triticina
Lineage: Eukaryota; Fungi; Basidiomycota; Pucciniomycetes; Pucciniales; Pucciniaceae
Exons: 10
Coding region: 1-1410 (469 amino acids)
Biological process (GO): mitochondrial magnesium ion transmembrane transport
Cellular component (GO): mitochondrial inner membrane
Molecular function (GO): magnesium ion transmembrane transporter activity
Source: RefSeq, a predicted model, not a curated record